Messenger RNA from Oncorhynchus tshawytscha (Chinook salmon), 4613 nucleotides. It is a transcript of the gene mad1l1, whose product is annotated as mitotic arrest deficient 1 like 1. Gene Ontology annotation, biological process: mitotic spindle assembly checkpoint signaling; attachment of mitotic spindle microtubules to kinetochore. The coding region runs from base 234 to 2405 and encodes 723 amino acids. The record is from RefSeq and is a predicted model, not a curated record. Gene Ontology annotation, cellular component: nuclear envelope; mitotic spindle; kinetochore. Lineage: Eukaryota; Metazoa; Chordata; Actinopteri; Salmoniformes; Salmonidae. The transcript has 20 exons.
UCGCGAUAACAGCACAGAUCUUGUUCUCGGAAAGGAGGGAGUUCGAAGUAAUGCUAGCUAGCUGUUGUUACUAUCUAUAACUACCUAACUAGUCAACUUUUUUUAAACGUCAAGUGCCAAGACUAGCUUUGCUCCAGGCGCAUGCGUCGGAUCAGCAAUACUGAAAUAGAGUUGUGCAUCCGAAUGGACCAGCGUAUAAGAAGCUACAGCAACCGUGUAAACAGUGGACCACCAUGGACAUUGAGGAUGACACGACGGUGUUCUCCACUCUGAAGUCCUUUAAGAGUUUCAUCUCUCUUCCGGACACGUCUCGGAACCAGGGAGAACCCGCCCCGGUGCAGAGCCACAUCCUGCAGAACCAGUACCUGCAGAGAUUACAGUUGCUGGAGGCAGCAGAGAAGGUUCAGUCUAAGACCCAGCUGAUCCAGUUGGAUCAGGAGAAGAGACAGAUGGAGAUCAGUCACAAGAGAGCACGCAUCGAACUGGAGAAGAACGCUACGCUGAGCGCUAGGGACUUUGAGCGUGAGGUGGACCGUAACCAGGACCUGCUGGGACGUAUCAGACGCCUGGAAGAGAGGGAGGCGGAGUCUAGCCAGAGCCUAUCGGAAAAGGCAGAGGCAAACCGUGCUCUACAUCGGACCCUGGAGUCUCUCAACAGGAGGGUGGAGGAGAGGGAUGGAUGGCUCAACACCUCUAACCAGACGGUGAGCGGUUUAAAGGAUGAGAUCCGGGACCUGAAGCAGCAGGUCCAGACGCGGGACAACACCAUCUCUAACCAGACACUGGAGAACCAGGGACUACAGGAACAAGUGGAGCUACAACACAGGAAGUACCAGGAAGUGUCUCAGCGGUGCCAGGCCCUCCAGUUAGCAUCAUCCACCUGCUCCGACCACGAACUCAAGAUUAAGGAGUUGGAGAGGAAGUUGGCUCUGCACGAGCAGGAUGUUGUCAUAGUGAAGAACAUGAGGUCAGAGGUCGCUAGGGUCCCGGAUAUGGACAAGGAGCUCCGACAGCUAAGGGAGGAGAAUGUUUACCUCAGGGAGACGAGGGAGAACGUGAUCCUGCUGAAGGAGGAAACGGAGGGUUUGAGACGUAAGGUAGAACGGAUGGAGAAGAUGAAAGAGGAGAUGGUGAACGUGGAGCUGGAGAAGGAGAAACUGUCUCAGAAACUGCAGGCCUGGGAGAACCUGGGACAGUCUACUGGACUCAACAUACGGACACCAGAGGAUCUGUCCAGAGAGGUGAUUCAGAUCCAACAACGAGAGAUCGCUGUCAAACAACACAACUACACUCUCACCAGCAGCUGUAGGUCAGUGGAGCGUUCUAAGGCUGACCUCCAGGGGGAGCUGUUGUCGCUACGUUCUAAAGCUCUGGAAGAACAGAAGAAGAGGGAGACCCAGGAAUCACUGGUCAGACGACUACAGAAGAGAGUGUUGCUGCUCACCAAGGAGCGAGAUGGGAUGCGUGCUAUCCUGGAGUCCUAUGACAGUGAGCUGUCUUCUAGUGACUACACUCCUCAACUCAGCCGCAGGCUCAGAGAGGCAGAAGAUGUACUGACCAAGACUCAGAACCACAAUACAGAGAUGGAGGUUCUGUUGACUAAAGCCCAAGAGGAGUCUGGGGCCCUCAAACUACAAGUACAGACUAUGGAGUUGGAGCUGGAGGUUAUGAAGAAGCAGCAAGACUCCGUCGCCGAGGGCAACCCCUUAGCAACGAACGAGGAAGUCAACACACUCCGGCUGAAGAUUGAGGAGUUGGAGGGAGAGCGACAACGUCUGGAAGAACAGAACAAUGUUCUAGAGCUGAGGCUGGAGAGACACAACUUACAGGGAGACUACAAUCCGGUCAAAACCAAAGUCCUCCACUUCAGUCUGAACCCUACGAGCAUGGCCAAACAGCAGCGUGUGGAGGAAGUGGAGGCGCUGAGGGCAGAAGUGGAGUGUUUGAGGGAACGCCUCCGCUCACUGCAGACAGGGGGCGCUGUCCCUCUUGCUGCUGCUGCAGGAGAGACCAGCCUCAGUCUGCCUCCCUCACAGGAGGUCCUGGAUCUGCGUAAACAGAUGGAAACAGCUGAACUGAAGAACCAGCGGUUGAAGGAGGUGUUCCAGAGGAAGAUUCAGGAGUUCAGGACGGUGUGUUAUGUUCUGACCGGCUAUCAGAUAGACAUCACUACUGAGAACCAGUACAGGCUGACCUCUGUCUACGCUGAACACAUGGAUGACUCUCUACUGUUUAAGGCCAGUGGAGGCGCUGUGGGCAGUGGAGGCAGUAUGCAGCUGAUGGAGACAGACUUCAGUCGGACCCUGAGAGAGAUGGUGGACCUCCACCUGCACCACCAGAAGAGCAUCCCAGCCUUCCUCUCUGCUGUGACCCUCGACCUCUUCAGCCGACAGACCACGGUCUGACUUGACCCUCGACCUCUUCAGCCGACAGACCACGGUCUGACUUGACCCUCGACCUCUUCAGCCGACAGACCACGGUCCGACUUGACCCUCGACCUCUUCAGCCGACAGAACACGGUCCGACUUGACCCUCGACUUCUUCAGCCGACAGACCACGGUCUGACUUGACCCUCGACCUCUUCAGCCGACAGACCACGGUAUAACUUGACCCUCAACCUCUUCAGCCGACAGACCACCGUCUGACUUGACCCCACCCCCGGGGUUGAGGGUGUCCUGUGAUGUUAUAUGACCUGUGACCUCAUUGUUUGACAUGUGAUGUCAUUGCCUUGACCUCUUCACAUAAUGGUUAAGGUUAGGAUUGGGGGCUAGCUGAUCCUAGAUCUGUCAUUGUUUUCCCUACCUGUGAUGUCGUCAUGUGACCUACGACCUCCCUAUCUGACCUGUGACGUCAUGGUCUGACUGACACAGCUGUGCGAUGGACUCUGAGGAUAAUAAUAUAAAGUUAAAUAAACGGAGUCGCUGUCUAGACUUGUAUUGAUGUUUCUCCACAGGAAGUUAUUACCUUUACAACAGCCUAUCAUUAUUGUUAGAUGUGAUGGAGGUGUUUAGGAUGACGUUAUUAUCUUUACAACAGAAUAUCAUUAUAGAUGUGAUGGAGGUGUUUAGGAUGACGUUACCUUUACAACAGAAUAUCAUUAUAGAUGUGAUGGAGGUGUUUAGGAUGACGUUACCUUUACAACAGAAUAUCAUUAUAGAUGUGAUGGAGGUGUUUAGGAUGACGUUACCUUUACAACAGAAUAUCAUUAUAGAUGUGAUGGAGGUGUUUAGGAUGACGGGGAGAAGAGGAAACAAGGGCCUUUUGUUGACAUCACACUUCAUUACGUUCAUUCUCUUAGUCUGUCACAAAUGCCACCCUAUUCCCUACAUAGUGCACUAAAAGAGCCUGAAAGUAGUGCACUAAAAGAGCCUGAAAGUAGUGCACUGUAUAGGGAUUAGGGUGACAGCCUGUGUCUUUAUAUAGUGUUGAUCUCUGUAACCUUCAGUCAGAUGUUCUGUUAUUGUUUCACUACUUCCUGUGUUGAUCUCUGUAACCUUCAGUCAGAUGUUCUGUUAUUGUGUCUCUACUUCCUGUGUUGAUCUCUGUAACCUUCAGUCAGAUGUUCUGUUAUUGUUUCACUACUUCCUGUGUUGAUCUCUGUAACCUUCAGUCAGAUGUUCUGUUAUUGUGUCUCUACUUCCUGUGUUGAUCUCUGUAACCUUCAGUCAGAUGUUCUGUUAUUGUUUCACUACUUCCUGUGUUGAUCUCUGUAACCUUCAGUCAGAUGUUCUGUUAUUGUGUCUCUACUUCCUGUGUUGAUCUCUGUAACCUUCAGUCAGAUGUUCUGUUAUUGUGUCUCUACUUCCUGUGUUGAUCUCUGUAACCUUCAGUCAGAUGUUCUGUUAUUGUGUCUCUACUUCCUGUUUGAUCUCUGUAACCUUCAGUCAGAUGUUCUGUUAUUGUGUCUCUACUUCCUGUUUGUAUCUCUGUAACCUUCAGUCAGAUGUUCUCUUGUUAUUUCACUACUUCCUGUUUUGAUCUUUGCUCGAAAGUUGUUGUUUUCAACAGAAGGUUCAUAUGGCUUCAUGUUGGACACACCCGCAUGUCAUUUUAAACACAAUUAUCAUCUUGUUAUUUUCUUGUAAAUGGAAAGCGGAGAAAAAGGUCGAACCUGAAAUGAAUUGAUUUGUAAUUAGAACAAACAGCUCUGUUACUUCUUACCUCUCAGUUUGUUUUGUUUUCUGAAUCCCAUUUCUGAGUCAAUCUACACUGAACAAAAAAAUAGAAACGCAACAUGUAACUUAUUUAGCAAACAUUUCUCUACCAUGAGCCGCCUCCGAUGUCGUUUUUAGAGAAUUUGGCAGUACGUCCAACCGGCCUCACAACAGCAGACCGUGUUACCAUGCCAGCUAAGGACCUCCACGGCUUCUGCAUCGGCAGGAUCGUCUGAGACCAGCCACCCGAACAGCUGUUGAAACUGAGGAGUAUUUCAGUGGCUGCGCCCAGUCAUGUGAUGUAGAUUAGGGCCUAAUGUAUUUAAAUUGACUGAUUUCCCUCUAUAAACUGUACCUCAGAACUGUUGUGUUUUAAUUUCUGUUCAGUAUAAUUAUGACGUACGCGUGGAAUGUAAUUUCAGACAUGAAUUGAGUUAAUAAAGAACGAAUCUAACGAGA